UCAUCUGUGCAUCGUAAACAACGAGACCAACGGGACUGCCCUGAAAACCACAACCAACGAUUGAACCGAAGCGCGCGCUCGCUCUCCUCUGUCUCUCUCUCUCUGUGUCAAUCGCUUCCCCCACAGAAAUUUGUUUCCUCAACUCGGGAUUGCUCGAAUUCAAUCAAAAGUUGCUUCCUCUUUCUUUGGGGGGUGUUCAAUGGACACGUCACCGUCGAAGAUGGCGCCGUUGUCGGCGAACUUGACCUCCAUUUGCACACCCAGAUCGAUCGAUUCGAGCGAUAAGCUUUGUUAUGGGCUCCAGUUCAAAGGAAAAGGAGGACCCAUGAAGCGAGUCAAGGCAAUCGUGCCGGUGCCCAACGGUUCUGCUUCUCACUCUGCUUCCAAUGGGGCUGAAUCAAGGUCUGUUGCUGAUGCACAUAAAAGAAUAAGCAGUGUUGAAUCGCUGUUCUGUUAUGAUAAGCCUAUUCCAGAAGAGAGGAUUGAGAAGCCGGUUGGUUUGUCUUUAGAAGAAAAAAUAAUCGGAGAUCAUCCUCGAUGUGAGGAUUGCUGUGCGAAAGGUGCAGUCCUCUGCUCCACUUGUUCUGGUUCUGGACUUUAUGUUGACUCUAUAAUGGAGAGCCAGGGAAUCAUAGUCAAAGUUCGCUGCUUAGGUUGUGGUGGAACCGGGAAUAUAAUGUGCUCAGAAUGUGGCGGUCGAGGUCAUCUAGGAGCAAUUUGAGUUUUUCAUGGUUUGUUUCUCCUGUGGCUCUUCUGCCAAAUCUUGUCCACUGGGACUUUCAUUUUGAAACUGCAAAAUUCAUGGAUAUAUAUAUUUUUUUCGAGUUACUUUUGCUUCAUGCAAUCGGUGUCGCAGUGAUCGACUAAGGAACAGAGUUAGCAAUUCAAUCAUGGUGAUUUUGUCAAGCCGCAAUUAAAGAACAGGUGAUUGUACUGCUGAAGCUUUUGUAUAUGCAAUGGUAAGAACAAAAAAACUAGUCCCGAAAAGAAGAAAACUAAGGAAACAUCAGUAUGGUUCUCUGUGAA
Molecule: messenger RNA, 1026 nt
Organism: Rhodamnia argentea
Lineage: Eukaryota; Viridiplantae; Streptophyta; Magnoliopsida; Myrtales; Myrtaceae
Exons: 3
Coding region: 200-721 (173 amino acids)
Source: RefSeq, a predicted model, not a curated record